AGAAGAAGCUACACAAAACGACAAAGCAUGCGAAACUAAGUGAACUAUCUAAAGCGAAAAUGCUCGUAUGCUUAGAUGUAGACUUGUCUCAGCUGGGAAAUUAAAAACUGAAGUACAAAACAAACAAAAACGAGGAGGACCGAUUAUGGAAUUGGACGAAGCCCUGAAGGCGAUAGGCUUUGGUUGUGGCCAGGUGCUGGUGUUAGUCUUCUCCAGUUUGGCCAAUUUGCUCGCCGUGAACGAGACGUUUGGUAUGUCGAUCGUCGUUGUGGCAUCCUCAUGCGACUUGGAGACAACGGCCGGCCAGAAGUCACUGAUGAUGACCGCCAUGAUGGCGGGAAUGACAAUAUCUGGAUUCUACGUGGGCUACCUGAUAGACAUCAAGGGCAGGGUGCGAAUUUUACGCUGGAUGCUCCUUGUCACUAUAUUGUUGUCGGUUAUCUCGGCCUUAAUGCCGGAAGUAUAUUCCUUGUCUGCGAUGCGAUUCCUGGUUGGAGUUUUCCUUUGCGGACCAGCGACGUGUAUUCUGGGCUACAUGACGGAGUUUUCUGCGCCACAUGCGCGUCCGCCCCUUGUUGUCCUGUUCAGUCUUGGCGUGGGAAUAUCGCUGAUUUACUGCCCGCUGGUAGCCAAGUUUUUUCUUCCCGAGCGAAUCUGUGCGAAUGAAGAUGGCUCGUAUGUCGUGCGCUCUUGGCGCUUCCUUAUGAUGCUGUAUACGCUGCCCGGUCUAUUCGGGCUGUUGGGUCUCUGGUUCCUGCCUGAGAGUCCCUACUAUCUGAUGUCCGUGAAGCGCAAAGAAGAGACCUACGAGGUGCUGGACUGGCUGUGUCGCCGCAAUCGAAAACAAAUUGAGGACCUGAACAUCGACCUACUGGACUUCCCGAGGGACACCAUUGUCGCCAAGGCCAACUACUUUAAGCUUGUGUGGAACGACACCAUCCGAUUGGUUAAGCCGCCAUACUGUCGCGACUUUAUGGUCUGUACGCUUCUCUCGUUCGGAAUGUUUCUGAUAUCACUGGGCCUGGGGAUGUGGUAUCCUCUGCUGCGGAAUCAGGACAACAGCCAACACCGACUGCUCUGUGACGUGCUCAGCCAGCCCAAGAACUUUGACCAGCCGAAGUCGAACGUUUCGGCCACCAACGAAAUGCCAAACUUCACCGAUCCCUUAUACUAUGGCAUUGCUUACAUUCUGUUCUACUUCCUGGCCCUGUUCCUGCUGGUAUUCAUUUCGCGGAAGCACGUCUUCGUUGUCUACGUUAGUUUGGCCGCCGGUUGCGGGCUGGCCCUGAACUUCAUCAAGGAGCCGAUCGUCAUUCUGAUAUGCUUCAGUGCGAUGAUGAUCCUGCCGGGUGUGCUAAUCAUCCUGGUGUCCUCAGUGUUGGUUGACUGCAUGCCCACACAGCUGCGGGCCAAGGCCCUGAGCCUGAACAAGGCGCUGUCGCGGCUGGGGGCCAUUAUCGGCUGUCUGCUUGUCGGCCUCCUGCUUAAGGUUUCCUGCUUGGUUACACUCAACAUCUUCGUGGCCUACCUCAUAUUUUGCAUCAUUCUGUGCUUCUUGCUGCCCAAGUAAAAGCAGGUUCUGUUCUAGG
Messenger RNA from Drosophila persimilis, 1589 nucleotides. Its product is annotated as organic cation/carnitine transporter 7. Gene Ontology annotation, biological process: transmembrane transport. Bases 68 to 1570 code for a protein of 500 amino acids. NCBI's taxonomy places the organism in Eukaryota, Metazoa, Arthropoda, Insecta, Diptera, Drosophilidae. Gene Ontology annotation, cellular component: membrane. The transcript has 5 exons. Gene Ontology annotation, molecular function: transmembrane transporter activity. The record is from RefSeq and is a predicted model, not a curated record.